AUGACCAACUGCGAAAUGACAUCCCAAUUGAAGCUUCUGGAAAAGUCAGUGUUGGCCUUGGAUGCUCGGCGUGAGCAUCGCAUCAAUGCCAACUCAUUUCAGCAAGAUGCGUUGACAACUUUCAACGGUUGGCAGUAUGUCUGCUUUUACAGUCACAAGGAUGCGACCAGCAACAUCCUUUUCGUCAAUAUUGCUCGACGACUAAUCAGAGACUCUCUUGGGGAUUGGCAGACGUUAACUUUUCAAGACUAUGAACAGACGGCAGAUGAUGGACAUAAUACUAUAUCGAUCGGCGUUUGCCAAGGAGACGGCACAAUUCACGUCGCGUUCGACCAUCAUUGUGACCCACUGCGCUUUCGAAUGUCAUUACCCGGUGUUGCCACAAAUCCAGAGGCACACAAGUGGGAGCCCUCGCUGUUCAGUCCAACACAUAAUCAACUGCCAGGAUACACUCGCACCGGCCAGCUUGCGACGGAGAAGAUUUUCUUAGAAACGACAUACCCGCGUUUCCUCCCGGUUGACAACGAUUUGCUAUUGAGCUAUCGCAUUGGGAUAGCCGGCGCAGGGUCCGACCACCUCUUCAAGUAUAGCAGCAAGAGCCAAACUUACUCCUAUGUUGGUCAAUUCCUGACUGGCGUCGAAAACAAUCCGUACAUUAACGGCAUUUCCUAUGCCAACGGCCGGCUGCACGUGUCUGGGACAUAUCGUGGGUUUGUCUGGUAUGAGGGCGUCGAUGACCCAGAAGCGAGACUUCACACCGUCCAAGCGGGACCAAAUGGUCCGGAGAACAACUACAACCUCUUUUACGUUUCCAGCGACGACCUAGGAAAGACAUUUAACAACUCCAAAGGAGAGCGCCUAGCCAACCUGGAAAUCGGAGAGACGAUCUUCCCAGACGCGGAUGGCCUGAUCGUGUUUGAUAUCCCCCAAAACAAUGGUAUCUUAAACCAAGAGGCACAGGCAGCAGAUGAAAACGGAGGCUUCCACGUCUUGAACCGCGAAAACGAAGUCUGGAUGCACUACUACCGCAAUGCAGAGGGUCAGUGGAGCAGGCAUGCGUUGCCGGAUGUGCUGCCGACUCGAACGGGGGCGCGAGGGGACGUCAUUGCUUUGCCCGGGAAAGAGACAAUAGUCUUUGCGCUUCCAGGCAAUCGAGACAACAAACUCACGCUCGUGGGAGUCAAAUUGCCUCGAAAGGGCACGGCGGCGGGUGGAACGACUGCGACGUUCGAGUAUCGUCAGUUGUGGCAGGGCGACGGUUUCUCCGGGGAGCCGCAGCUAGAGACAUUUGUUUCGGGAUCGACGCAGUUGAUUUCGAUUUUCACGCGAACGGAAGAGAAGGAAAGAAAGGUUGUGGUGUUGGAUUUUGCGCUGGAGGAUGAUGCUCCCUGA
Messenger RNA from Colletotrichum truncatum, 1392 nucleotides. RefSeq lists its product as uncharacterized. The record is from RefSeq and is a predicted model, not a curated record. Lineage: Eukaryota; Fungi; Ascomycota; Sordariomycetes; Glomerellales; Glomerellaceae.